CCGUCGCAACCACAAUAGCCUACAAGAUGGGUGCUGAGUCCAGCACUUCGCUCGAUAGCGCCUCGAUGAAAUCCAUACGCUGGGACUUCAUUUUUCUUGGGAAGGCAUGCGCCAACUGGACCGGCCCAUUCAGGUUUCUCGAUCUCCCAGCCGAGAUGCGAGUGCACGUGUACCGCUACCUGCUCCCGCACAAUCUGGACAUCAGCUUCACCAAGAUAGACAAGGUCAGCUUUCAGUCGGGCUCUUUAGGCUACGCGGGGACGAGGUACAGGGUGCGGGCUUUCCCGGCUGUUGCUAGAUUCCCGUACCCAGUAGCUUUCCAUUUCAAGGACGGGGCCUCGUUAUUCCUGGUGGAUAAGUUCGUGUCGAAUGAAGCGCGCGCUGUUUUCUAUGGCGAGAAUUCGUUCACGUUCACAAUCGACGGCCUAUCCCACAAGCCCAUCUCCCUAUCCUCCCCGUUAAUCUUUGGACCCCUCGGCCUGGACCACCGUCUGCAUCUCCUGCGCAACCUGCGCCGCAUCCACAUCGACGUCAACAUCAACGCCAGCGAAUGGCGCUGGAACGCCAUACGCCAUCGAGCACGCCUGCAGCACUUCGUCAACAUCAUCAAGCAGCACGCGGACGACGAGCAGCAGAAGUCGCUGCUGAAGACGCUUACCGUGCUCAUAUGCCCCGACUGGGACACGAGCAACCACGUGGAGUUGUUCAUGUUCGCGCUGGAGAGCCUCGCGGCGCUGCGCGGCAUCGGAGAGGUGCAGAUUAAGGGCCCGCCCGACUGGUUCAAGCAGUGUCUCGAGACGUGUGUGCGCGGCGAGGGAGGCGAUGUGCAGGAGGUGGAGUGGCCUCUUGUGGAAGUCAAGCGCAGGAAAGACUGCGUGUCCAAGCCGAAGAAGUCCUCGGUGACGACGCGGAAGUGGUACAAUCCCAUGCUUAAUUGGAAGGAGUUUGCGGAGCGGAAUGGGAUUGCUGCGCCGGAGAAUAUUGAUCGAUUCUACAUCCCGGAUGACGCGGUGAAUGGUGCGAGUCGCCCUGUUGGUCUUGGAAGAGGGGGGCAGUAUCGUUAGCCAUCCAGGGGCUUUUGGAAUGGCAGAUUCAAGGUCACGCUCGGCGGUGCUACUGCGUUAUUCACUGGUGGUCGGGACGGCGGAUAUCGCGGCGCAUAACAGCAGGAUGUUUUUUGGUUUGUGUUACGUCUAUGACUGGAAAUCGUGAGUUGGGAUUUUGAAGCCUUAUUCGUGGAUUAGAAAGUUCGGGCGAGCUUGGAUAUCACUAAGUCCACGAGAACUGCGAGGUCGGUUACGCCAAAGAUCUAUACAAACAAAAGUGCGCUGUUGAAAGCCAGUAUUCUACCCUAAGUGGCCCAGAUCCAACCAUUAUCGUCCGAUCCCAGCCUGUCAAACACACGUAGGUAUACACAUGAUCAUACACUCAUCUUCAUCGCAAUCAUCUUAUGCGGCGUAUACCCCACAACC
Trematosphaeria pertusa is the source of this 1472-nucleotide messenger RNA. RefSeq lists its product as uncharacterized. Bases 27 to 1064 code for a protein of 345 amino acids. Lineage: Eukaryota; Fungi; Ascomycota; Dothideomycetes; Pleosporales; Trematosphaeriaceae. The record is from RefSeq and is a predicted model, not a curated record. The transcript is spliced from 2 exons.